This is a messenger RNA of Astrephomene gubernaculifera, 2482 nucleotides long. Lineage: Eukaryota; Viridiplantae; Chlorophyta; Chlorophyceae; Chlamydomonadales; Astrephomenaceae. The record is from the annotation of a GenBank genome assembly.
GCGGGAGCACCAGUUCGGAGCGGAACGGGGUUCCUCUGGGCUGGGCGAGGUGUUGGAGCCGGUCAAGGCUAGUGCUGCAGAGGCGUCGUUGCCCACCUCCCUGCCACCCCUACCGCUGAUCUCCGGAGGUACCGCUGCUGCUGCUGGCGGUGGUGGCGGUGAUGGCGGUGGCGGUGGUGGAGGUGGUAUCUUCAGCCCGGUGCGGGGCGGUGGUCAGAGCUCUUUGCCUUCCCCACGUAGCGGCGGCUUCCGAGCAUGGGGCUCGGUUUCCGCGGGACGUGCUGUACCAGGGGCGACGGCGACGGCGGCGGCGGGAGCUGACGGCGGCAGCGGCGGGUCGAUGGUCCCCGGCGAUGCCGCCGCCGCCGCUGCCGCUGCUGACGUGGCGACCACCUCCGUCGCCGACGCGGCCGUGGAGGCGGCCGCGGCGGCGGCGGGCGGCGUUGCACGAGCAGCCACGUCGUCGUCGCCGUCUUCGCUGUACGACUACUUUUUCGGUAGCUCAGGUAUAGUACGACGGGGCUCGAGUGUCCGUGAAAGCAGUAUUGGCGGCGGCGGUGGCAGCACACCCAUUGCGGCGGCGGCGGCGACGGAGCCGACGGUGACGGAGGCGGCGGCAUCUCCGCCAACGCAAGCAGCGGCGGCGCUGGCGGAAUCCGCCAGCGGGCAGGCGUCAGGGGCUGCAGCCGCGCGCAAGGCGGGGCCCCCGGAUUCCCCGGCGCAUGCCCGCGCUCCUUCGUUGUCCGCAGGCGGCUGCAGUCCCUCCUUCGCAUCGCCAGCGGCGGCAGCGCUGACGUCAGCAGCGCACCCCAACCGUGCCUCCACCGGCGGCGCUGUCGUACUCAGCGGCGGGGCCGGCGCCGCCGCCGCCGCCGCUGGCGCCGUCAGCGCCGCUAGCGAUGUCACGGAAGUUUCUGUUCCUGCCGACGCCGCUGAUGCCGACGCCGCCGUCAUAGCAUCGCCGGAACAUAAGGUCGACGACGGCAAUGACGGUGGUAACGACGACGGCGGCGGCGGUGACGACGCUGGCGGGGGUUGCUGCAGUACAGUACGGCCGGUGACGCUGCUGGCGGCGCUGUUGCAGGACCUCCGAGAACGAUGUGGGCUGCUGCACUUAGCCCUGCCGGCGGUGGUGGCGGAGGUGGCGGAGUGGUGUAACGGCGGCGGCGGCGGCGAGGGUUGCGGCGGCGAGGGUGAUUACUGCGGCCUGGUAGCAAGCUGGCGCCAAGAAGUGGUGGCGGUUGUGGAGCCAGGUCCCGAAGCAGACCGCAUCUUCUCCUCUCUAGCCGGGUGCUACGCGCCCCACCACUUUCCAAGCGGCAACGGCCACCCCAGAUGCGAUCCCAGCCCCGCCCCCAGCAGCCUAUCCUCGCUGUUCGCCGCGGCCCGAGGGGGCCCCCUGGAGUGCCCUCGCAGUCGCUGCUGCUACUCGCUGCUGGCGCGGCAGGAGGUGUGGCACGGGGGGAGCACGCUGGCGACAUUGCUCAUCCAGGUCUGCCGCCCAGCAGCCCUACUGCGGCCCUCCGACUUGGCCGCCCUAGCGCCGCAGCUGGGAGGCAUGAUCGUCACGGCCGCCUCACCUCUACCUGCCGCCAUUCGUACGGCCUUACUAAGCGCUGGCGCCGCCGCCGUGGUCUGCCCUGAUACGCCGCUGGCGGCGGUAUCGACUGAGUCGACUGGUACGGCACAUGCGCCUCCGUCAACCCUGCCGACGUCGGGUACGACGAUGCCGUCGCCGUCGCCGCAGCCAGUGCCGUUCCGCCGCGGUUCAGUUGCGCGUGAAAGCAUCAGCUUUGGCGGCUGCUUGUCGUCACCACCACAGCAGCAGCCGCAGCCCCCGCAGCAGCAGCAGCACCUGUCGGUGGCUGUAGUACCCGAGGAGGGUGCUGAGAUGGAGGGUGAUGGUGGUUGUGGUGGUGGCGGGAGUGGUGUGGUGGCGGGUGCGGAUGUAGCAGCGGUGGUGGAGUUUUACGAGGUGUUGGUGCGGGAGCUGCUGGCGGGGGCGAGUGUGAGGCGGGCACUAGAUGCCGCGGAGCUGCGACAACCUGCGUUGAGGGGCCGCGUGGCCUUCCAUCACUUGUGAUAAGUGGCGGUGCAAAUUGUUGUGCGCAGUUUUACGUGUGUGUAAUACUGACUGUAACCCGAGGUGCGAUGGAGGCAUAUGAGGUAUCUGCGGGGUAGGCAUACAAUGGAGAGGAGGGUGGGAGGGCGAUGUUUGUUUUGGGAGAAAUGCAGGUGGAGAGAUGUUGGUGAGUUUUUGAGGUGUUUCGGCGGUGCCUAGGUUUAUGAGAGCAGUGUGCUUCAUUCUAGUAAGCGUCUGUGUGACAGCAGGUGGGGUGGUGCAAGUAAUAGCAGGGCUUUGAAUUGCUGUACCUUGCCUGGUUGCAUUCUCGUGCUGCACAAAGAUGGUGGAAUUAAGAACCUAUAGUGAGCGCUGUCAUGAAAGAUUUGGCACAGCGGGUUGUAGAUAUUUGCGCUUGGG